AUGCUGGGUUCAUCUUCACAAUUUAAGCAAAUCAUUGUAAAGAAAACAAACGUUCCAUAUGAAUUGAGAUUUAUUGACAUCAGAAAUUAUAUAGCGGGUGGGACAUUAGACCAAUUCACUCAAGAUUUCGGAAACAAUAAAUCACGUGUUAAAUCCUUUUUCCCUUAUCAAUUCAUCACAUGGGAAAAUUACGAAGAAGAAUUAUAUAAAGUGGAACCAUUCACUCAAGAUUCAUUUUAUUCAGCAUUAACUCAAGAAACUAUAUCAGAUAGUGAUUAUCAAAUAUAUCUCAAUGAUGCUAAAAAUUUUAAGAAUAGAUUAGAAUAUUUUAUUCAUUAUUGCAAUAAAGAUGUUGAAAUUAUGAUUGACCCAAUUGAUAAAAUUAUUGAAGAAACAUUUGUUUAUAAAAUUGACAUGCUUCAUAAUCUUUCUUUAUCAUCGAAUGCUUCAAUGAUUCGUUACGCUUUAGCAUAUAAAGACUUUAAUCCUAAUGAAAAAUAUCCUGAGGAAGAGAUAGAAUCAAGUUUUGAAUUAACGAAAAAGUAUUGGAAAUAUAAAAUUGAAUCAUAUAAGAAACAAGAUGAAAAAGCAGAAAGGGAUACUAAAAAUAAUGUUUCAAUGGAUGAUUUUCAAUACUAUCACGAUUUAAUCCUUUCAUCUAAAUGCAAAAUGUGUGGUAAAGCGUUUACAUAUGCAAAUAAACCAACAUUGGAUAGAAUCGAUAAUGAAAAACCACAUACCAAAGAAAAUUGUCAGUUAAUGUGUUGUUAUUGCAAUGUCGUAAAAUCAAAUAAAGAUGAAGAUGUUCAACGUUUAAGAAUCAAUUUAAGAAAUUAUGCAUUAAAAAAUAAUUUACCAAUGACUUUAGAUUCAGUUGAAGCUUAUCACAUUCUCCGUAAUGGAAUUACUGGUGGUUUAUCAAAUGUUCAACAUAGAGUAAAUCU
Messenger RNA from Trichomonas vaginalis G3, 944 nucleotides. RefSeq lists its product as uncharacterized. The annotation marks the transcript as partial. NCBI's taxonomy places the organism in Eukaryota, Parabasalia, Trichomonadida, Trichomonadidae. The transcript has a single exon. The record is from RefSeq and is a predicted model, not a curated record.